Messenger RNA from Fonsecaea multimorphosa CBS 102226, 1767 nucleotides. RefSeq lists its product as uncharacterized. The transcript has 5 exons. The coding region runs from base 1 to 1767 and encodes 588 amino acids. Gene Ontology annotation, biological process: transmembrane transport. Gene Ontology annotation, molecular function: transmembrane transporter activity. NCBI's taxonomy places the organism in Eukaryota, Fungi, Ascomycota, Eurotiomycetes, Chaetothyriales, Herpotrichiellaceae. The record is from RefSeq and is a predicted model, not a curated record.
AUGGCUACAGACCUAAACAAGACCCGGACAGCGCCCGAAAAUCGGUCCAGACGGUCCUCGCGUGCUUCUUUAAGACGGGCGCGAUCGACUCCCGAGGAUGAUUCUCACCAGCUGUUUUCGCCUCAAUUCAUGGAUGACCAUGGUGCCCACCAUUAUCACGUCGCUGCGACGCCUGAUGAGGGUUAUUUCGGUCAGCGCGACGGCGCCGAGGGCCCAAUGACUGACGAGGAUGCCAUAUCCGAAACAAGCACCGCUACAGAGUCGCAGGAGGAAGUCAGGUUUGGCAUCGUCAACAGUCGUGAUGUCGAAGCAGGAGUCAAUCUGCCAGAAUUGAAAUCAGAGAAGUCUACUCGAUCACUGAAGGAUCCCCACCUGGUUACUUGGGAGGGCUCCGAUGACCCCGAAAAUCCCAAAAAUUGGACAUACAGGAAGAAAUGGGCGGCAACUCUCAUCGUAUCAUCGUUUACAUUCAUUUCACCCGUGUCAUCGUCUAUGGUGGCACCGGCUCUCGACAAAAUCGGCCAAGACCUGGGCAUUAGCCAGGAUAUCGAGAAAUCAUUGACGCUUUCUAUUUUCGUCCUUGCAUACGCCAUCGGACCAUUGUUUCUGGGCCCUUUGUCAGAGAUUUACGGCCGAGUUAUCGUUUUACAACUUUCGAAUUUGUUCUAUCUCGCCUGGAAUCUUGGGUGCGGCUUUGCCCAAACCCAAGGUCAACUCAUCGCAUUUCGGUUUCUGAGUGGUCUGGGUGGUAGUGCACCUCUGGCGUUGGGUGGAGGAGUAUUGAGUGACUGCUGGCGUGCAGAAGAACGCGGCAAGUCUAUCAGCAUCUACUCUCUUGCACCCCUUCUAGGUCCUGCAGUUGGGCCAAUCGCAGGUGGAUUCAUUGCCAUGAAGACAACCUGGAGAUGGUGCUUCUGGGCGACUUCGAUUGUGGACGCUGGUAUUCAAGUCCUUGGCUUGAUCUAUUUACGAGAAACCUACGCGCCGAAGUUGUUGAAUGACAAGGCAAAGAGACUCCGGAAAGAGACAGGCGAUCCAAACUACCACACGGAGUGGGAUCGUCCCGACAGAACACUUGGGAAGGUCCUCCGCAAAAGCCUUGUCCGCCCGUUUCGUCUUUUGGGGACUCAACCUAUUAUUCAAGCUUUGGCUUUGUAUAUGGCGUACCUUUACGGUCUCAUGUAUCUUGUCCUGUCCACUUUCCCCGAAGUCUGGCAGGGAAUCUACCACGAAACUGUCGGCGUUGGCGGCCUGAACUACAUCUCCUUGGGAGUGGGGUUUUUUCUGGGCACACAGAUCUGCGCUCCGAUCAACGACCGCAUUUAUCGCAGACUGAAGUCACGAAAUAAUGACAUUGGAAGACCCGAGUUUCGCGUACCGCUUAUGGUUCCGGGAGCCGUCCUCGUCCCGAUCGGUCUUUUCAUCUACGGCUGGGGCGCACGAGCUAGUGUGCACUGGAUUGUUCCUAACAUUGGUGCCGCCAUUUUCGCGGCAGGCACCAUCAUGGGCUUUCAGUGCACACAGACGUACAUUGUCGAUGCAUACUCACGAUUUGCAGCCUCGGCUGUGGCUUCGGCCGUGGUGCUGAGGAGUCUGGCAGGGUUCGGAUUUCCCCUAUUUGCCCCAUACAUGUACCAAGCCCUCGGAUUGGAUUGGGGAAAUUCCCUGCUUGCGUUCAUUGCCAUCGGCCUCGGUCUUCCAGCACCGAUUCUCCUUUGGAAAUAUGGCGAGACUCUGCGGAACAAGAGUACCUAUGCUGCUGGUUAA